AAAAAAGAAAAAUCCGAAAUCCAUGAAAUCGGGUCAACGAGAGAUAUACACAGAAGCGGCGGCUAUCGUGAGAUGACGAUGAAGGCUUCUUUCAAGGGAAAGUUCGAUGUCGACAAGAGCGGUGGCACUGCUUCGCUUGCCUUCAACGCCGGCAAUGUUAAGCUACGCGCCACCAUGACUGAUGCUGCUCUCGUCGCCGGCCCUAGCUUGAACGGUCUCUCUCUCGCCGUUGAGAAGCCUGGCUUCUUCAUCAUCGACUACAACGUCCCUAAAAAGGAUGUUAGGUUUCAGUUCAUGAACACAAUCAGAAUUGCAGAGAAGCCUUUGAAUCUGACUUACAUUCAUAUGAGAGGAGAAAACCGGACAAUUGUUGACGGGAGCCUUGUGGUUGAUCCGGCAAACAAGUUGUCUGCUAACUACACGGUGGUUUUAUUUGGAUUUCUAAAUCCUUAA
Messenger RNA from Camelina sativa (false flax), 453 nucleotides. NCBI's taxonomy places the organism in Eukaryota, Viridiplantae, Streptophyta, Magnoliopsida, Brassicales, Brassicaceae. The record is from RefSeq and is a predicted model, not a curated record.